Molecule: messenger RNA, 624 nt
Organism: Daucus carota subsp. sativus
Lineage: Eukaryota; Viridiplantae; Streptophyta; Magnoliopsida; Apiales; Apiaceae
Exons: 2
Coding region: 1-624 (207 amino acids)
Molecular function (GO): nucleic acid binding; RNA-DNA hybrid ribonuclease activity
Source: RefSeq, a predicted model, not a curated record
AUGGCCCCGUGGAAUAAACCGCCCGCUGGUUUUUGGAAGAUCAAUGUAAGUGGUCAUAGUGAUGAAGGUAUUCGCUCAUCUGCAAUUGGAUGUCUCAUGAGGUCAAGGUCGGGUCAUUUUUCCUGUGGAUAUUACGGGAUAGUAGAAUAUUCAGAGCCUAUUUAUACAGAUCUGUUGGCAAUAUACUAUGGAUUUAAGAUGGCCGACGAGGAAAAUGCAAGAUACAUUGAGGUCGAGUCAGAUUCAGCAUCAGCUGUUUAUCUUGUGAAUAACCCUAACCAAAACUCCGAAUAUUCAGAUAUCUUAUUAAACAUUCGUAGGUUAAAAGAUUUGGCACACCAAUCUUGUGUACUUCGGUAUGUGGAGAGAUCAUCGAACCUAAUGGCUAUCAGAAUGUCAGCGUAUUCUUACGAGAAAAGAGUCCCUAUUACUCGUCUAAGGUGUUGCCCAUCGGAUAUUUUUCCAGAACUUGCAGCAGAUUGGACAAAGACAAUAUUUGAUGCUCUUGAUUUUAUUUGUGGUGGCGAGAUUUUGUUUGAGAAAGCGGAUACCCCAUUUCCUAAACCUAAGCAAUAUCCUCCACCGGAUUCACCUCCGGCAGAGGAGGGGGAGGACUCCGAUUAG